Molecule: messenger RNA, 2001 nt
Organism: Abrus precatorius (Indian licorice)
Lineage: Eukaryota; Viridiplantae; Streptophyta; Magnoliopsida; Fabales; Fabaceae
Product: DUF21 domain-containing protein At4g14240-like
Exons: 13
Coding region: 235-1710 (491 amino acids)
Biological process (GO): magnesium ion homeostasis
Cellular component (GO): intracellular membrane-bounded organelle
Source: RefSeq, a predicted model, not a curated record
ACAAUUAUCUUCAACGAAACGAAAUUUUCCGAAACGUUCCGAGGUUGGAUGGCCAGGAUGGAUCAAGAACUAGAGGGAAUCAGAAUCACCGUGUAUCGUAGUCCACGUGAAAGAAGAAUCCACGCAUCCAAAUGAAAAGGUACUUGAUUCCGCCACGUGUCCUGGGAGGUGGAUGCGUAGUACGAGUUGCAGUGAAAGAGAAGGCAGAGGAGGACGAAGAAGAAAAUCAGAGGAAUGACGACGAUGAAUGUGGUGAGUACGUUAAUGUUGACUCGGUUACUGACUCGGGACCAACUCGCUGGCCCUGAAGGCAUACCCUUCGGAUCGGUAUGGUGGUUCAUCUAUGCCGGAAUAUCCUGUUUCCUCGUCAUUUUCGCCGGAAUCAUGUCCGGUCUAACCCUAGGUCUGAUGUCUCUUGGCCUCGUCGACCUCGAGAUUCUUCAACGCAGCGGUUCUCCUUCCGAGAAAAAGCAAGCAGCGGUUAUACUACCUGUGGUUCAAAAACAACAUCAACUUCUCGUGACUCUGCUUCUGUGUAAUGCUGCUGCCAUGGAGGCCCUUCCGUUAUACCUAGAUAAGCUGUUCAAUCAGUUUGUUGCUAUCAUUCUCUCUGUGACAUUCGUUCUGUUUUUUGGGGAGGUUAUUCCACAAGCAAUUUGUAGUAGAUAUGGCCUUGCUGUAGGUGCCAACUUCGUAUGGCUUGUGCGAAUUUUAAUGAUAAUUUGUUACCCAGUUGCUUAUCCCAUCGGAAAGGUUCUAGAUUGGCUAUUGGGGCAUAAUGAGGCUUUAUUUAGGCGAGCUCAAUUAAAAGCUCUUGUCUCCAUCCAUAGCAAGGAGGCUGGGAAAGGCGGUGAGCUUACACAUGAUGAGACAACAAUUAUUAGUGGAGCUCUAGAUUUAACUGAAAAGACUGCUGAAGCAGCUAUGACUCCUAUUGAAUCAACUUUUUCUUUGGAUGUUAAUUCAAAAUUGGACUGGGAGGCAAUGGGUAAAAUUCUUGCUCGUGGGCACAGCCGAGUUCCUGUCUAUUCUGGAAAUCCAAAAAAUGUUAUUGGGCUUCUACUGGUCAAAAGUCUUCUCACUGUACGACCAGAAACCGAGACACCAGUCAGUGCUGUUUCCAUCCGGAGAAUCCCACGAGUUCCAGCAGACAUGCCUCUCUACGAUAUACUGAAUGAGUUCCAAAAGGGCAGUAGUCAUAUGGCUGCUGUUGUUAAGGCCAGGGGAAAAGGAAAAACAAAUCAUCAAACAAUUGAUGAAGAGAAAUACGAAGAAAACAAAAGGGAUGGUGGAGAUUCACAGUUGACUACUCCAUUACUACAUAAGCAGGAUGAGAAGUCAGAAAGUGUUGUUGACAUUGACAAGCCUUCAAGGCUUCCCAGCAUUAGUAAGCUAACUGAUUUUCAACGUACUGAUUCCCCAACAAAUGGUUCCUUUUCAGAAAAUAUUGAAGAUGGGGAAGUGAUUGGUAUUAUCACUUUGGAAGAUGUAUUUGAAGAACUUCUGCAAGAGGAGAUUGUGGAUGAGACAGAUGAAUAUGUUGAUGUUCAUAAGAGAAUACGUGUGGCUGCAGCUGCAGCUGCUUCCUCAGUUGCACGGGCUCCGUCAAUCCGAAGGUUGACUGGCCAAAAAGGAGCAGGAGGCCAAAGUAAGUCGGGACUUACUCCGAGGAAAUCUGCAGAGGAGGAUGGAUUGAAUACAAGGUUGUGAGCUCUCUAUUCUAUCCGGAACAAUUAUUAUAAUGAGGCUAAGUUUAUAAAAGGGAGUUCAUACAAGGGUGAUAAAUGUCACGUUUAAUGGUGAAUAUUUUAUUCCUUUUUCUCUCACAUAAAAGUGAUUUUUCACUCUUCAUUUCCAUUCUAUAAAGUUUUGUUUUUCUUGUAUUCUAAUUCGAAAAGGUUCAAAUUUUAUUCGUGACUGAUGAAGUACAUUUUAACUGGGAGCAACAUUAUAUAAGGUACCCUCUCUUUUUAAAUUCAUUCAAACGAAAUUAUGCUUAUU